AUGCCCUCUGGUGGGACCGAACCGCUUACCUUUGACCCCUCUAGCAACAUGGCCACCAACCACAUACCGGUGCCAGCGGCCCAGGCUGCGCUCUCGUUGCUAUCGCUCUCGUCCGGCUUGUCGUCCUCCACGCCUCCGCCAUCCCAGUCAACCCCUACCUCGGCGCCUACGCUCGGCCGCUUUGUUCACUCUCCGAGAUCAACAGCGUCGGUGGUCCGGCCAUCGCCAGUUGCGCCAUCGCCAGCAUCGACUCCCAGUGCUGGUAGGAGGCGCCCGAGUUCGACCACUCUUACAAAGCGAAGAACAAGUGAUGCAACCCGAGGUGACUCGGUCGCACCUGGCUCGUCCACAGACACACCAGCAGCACCCGAAGCAAACGGAGGCAAGGCCAAGAAGGGAACGAUAUUCAAGUAUAUCGCCAUCCAAAUUGUUUGGUCAAACAUCGAUGGGAGCACUCCCCCCAUUGGCGAGAGGCAAGUCCAAAUGCUCGAGGCGGCGGCAAUCUUAUCGCACAUUUCGCCCGCGAAGAACGGUAUGGGCACGAGUCUCCCCGAAGACCGAUCAUUAUGGCCGGCUUACCUAUCCGGAGGACUAUUACCGAUGCCGACAGCAGGGACGUCCGUCCCCAUAACGCCGGCCGCUCCUUCAACCACUGCUUAUCGUGAGCGCGAGGCAUCGGUUGCGACUUCGGUGGUCGAGGAUGAUGAGGAUAUGGGUGAAUCAAGCGACGAGCGGGAGGAUAGCGGGUACGGAUCGUCUUCGGCUGCGCUCGCCGUUCCUGGCCGGCCCCAACCUCGGCCUCACCAAACUUACGGAGUCGCAACGAGCAUCGGAGGACAUGAGUAUACGCUUAGCUCAUCUCAUGCUGGCUGUGAUGCAGGUGCACAUAUUGGUUCUAUGGCUUAUCAGUUUAGCAUUGGUCGAUCCAUGAGUGCGUCCAGCUUUGGCGUAUCAAGUCUCCGCGGUCGGGACGAUGAAGAGGAAGAGGAACCUGAAGGUGCUCAUGAUGACCACAAUCACACUCAUACCAAUGGGAACGGGAGGAAAUGGGACGAGGACGAAAGCAUGGCGAUGGAUAUGGAUCUCUAA
Rhizoctonia solani is the source of this 1089-nucleotide messenger RNA. RefSeq lists its product as uncharacterized. NCBI's taxonomy places the organism in Eukaryota, Fungi, Basidiomycota, Agaricomycetes, Cantharellales, Ceratobasidiaceae. The coding region runs from base 1 to 1089 and encodes 362 amino acids. The transcript is spliced from 5 exons. The record is from RefSeq and is a predicted model, not a curated record.